Messenger RNA from Microplitis mediator, 2610 nucleotides. RefSeq lists its product as uncharacterized. The transcript is spliced from 3 exons. The coding region runs from base 146 to 2233 and encodes 695 amino acids. Lineage: Eukaryota; Metazoa; Arthropoda; Insecta; Hymenoptera; Braconidae. The record is from RefSeq and is a predicted model, not a curated record.
UUGAAUUUAUCCCGCCAAAAAUAAUGUACACAAUUAUUCAAAGUAUUUACUCACACUUACACAUAUUAUAGAAUUUAAAAUUCCAUUGAGAAUAAAUAUAAUCAGUAGUAAAUAGUAAGCCGAGACAAAGAAUUAAUCAUCAAAUAUGGCAGCCUACGAGUCAAGUCGUUGCUACGCGUGUAAAAAAUUAUUUUGUUGCAUUGACUGCUGUUCAAAUCAUAUUAGAAAAAAACAUAGUGCUCAUCAAACACCCAUUGAUUGUCCAUUGUGCCGUCAAGAACCACUGAUAAUACGUAGUUUUGAUCAUAAUCAAUUAAAAAAUCAUAUUAUAUUCAAUCAUUUACCGCUUGAGUGUCUAAAGUGCGGGGAAUUGUUUGAUAAACAUGAAGAUUUAAAAUUUAUUGGUACAUGUGACCGGCAUCCAAUUAUACGAAUAGAGGCACCGACUUACAUUGAAGUAGGUGUCACAUCAUCAUCAUCAUCAAGUUUUGCCGUCGAUUUGGACUUGGCUGGAUCAGUUCUCAGCAAAACACCUUCUGCAGAUUCGUCAAUAAAACGUAAAUCCUUGUCAUUCAGCGGCGACUAUCGUCAGUUUGAAGAUUCACCGCGUGAAUUUACACGGCACACAAGUACACCGAUGCAAGUUGGCUUAACAAGACAACUUAAUUCAUCAAAUUUAAAUUAUAAGGGUGGUAAUUUUUUUUUUAAAACGUCUAGUCGACAUGUUGGCUCAGUACUGACUGUACAUCAUUGUGAUAAGUCGGUUAAUAAUAAUAGUGACAGUAAUAAUAAUAAUAAUAAUAGUGUAAGUAAUUAUAAUUUUAAUGAUAUUAAUCCUGGGGAAUUUAAUUCCCAAGAUAAUUUAAUAACAAAAUCUUAUUUAUCAAAUUCCGAUCGUACGCCACUGAAAUCUAUUUUGUCUAAAUCUUUCAAUAAGGAUACGAGUUAUCAAGGUAUUAGUAAUAGUAAUUUAUUGAGAAGUAUAACAGAGCGUAAAUUAGAAGCGAUGAUGGAGUCUAAUGAUGAGAAUGAUGACGGGCAGGGUUCCAAUCCUGGCAAUUCUGGUGGGUCAUUGAAAAGAGAAGCUGAUUCAUUAGAAUCGACUGGGGAAUAUAAAAGUUCACGGAAAAACAGUAAAAUUUUAAGUAAACGUGUAAGAUUUUCAGAUGAGUUUAGCAGCAUUGAAGCGGAUACAGACGAAGACAAUUUGAAUAAUGAAGCUGAGGUGGAAGAAUAUUUUGAAAGUUGUCAAAGUUUCUCUGAUACUUCUAUCAGUUCAACGGAAAAAAAUAUUCAUUGUAAUCAUACUGGUGAUGAUAAAUUGAAUGUAAAUAAAAAAAUAAAUGGUAAGAGUGAAUUAAAUCAAGGAAAUGAAAAGGCGGAAGAUAAUUUCAAUCAAAGUCGUACUGGAUCCUCAAGAGUCGUCAUGAUGGUUCUGGUUGAGAAAGCUGGUGAAGUUUAUCCACGAGAUCUUGCGCCGAUCAUCGAUUCGGGUUUGGAAAGAUUGAAGUCUGCGAUAAAUGCGUCGAGUGCGACAGAACUGGAGCUCGCUGCUGAUAAUCACAGUGAUAUUAAAGAUUGUCAAAGUGGUUUUACGAUGCUGUCAGUUGAUAGUUAUACCAAAUUAUCAACGUUGGAGUGCGUAAAAGUUGCUGAUUCAUCUUCAAGUGGUUCAAGCUUACAAAUAAAUCGAUCUGUUGCCAAACAAAACAUCAACUCUGGGGGAAUUUUCGCUUCAGUUGCUAAUGCUGUUAGAAAUGUUUUCAAAAAUAUAUCAGGUUCAUCCAGAACUACAAAAACUAUCGGCCAAUCGAGUUCACUAGGAAACGAACUCCAAGAUGAUUUAUCAAUAGAUUCAUGUGAAAGCGCAAUAACUUCAUUGUCACGAGCAGCAAAACGUCCACGUGAAGAAAUUGAAUUUAUAACAUCAACUUCUUCUUCUUCAUCUUCAUCUCCUUCAUACGAGUCGCUGGUUGACGACAAAAGUGAACGUAAAACUACCGGUAAUGAUAUUCGGAGUCCAGUUCUCAAAAAACCUCGCGGCUGGUACAAACAAGUACGCGGUCGUGAGCCAAUUGCGCGAAUGAAAAAUGAUUUGUCAUCACCUCCAUUACCACGUGGUGUUUCUAUGGAAACUCAAUGCUUCCAUCAGGGUUCUUUGAGUACAAAAGAUGCUGUCCUGCCUUUACCUGAUCGUGCUCAAGUUAAUCGUUCAACUCAAACAGACUUUUAAAUCGCUGAUUAAUUAAUUUAUUAUUUAAAUAUUUAAUUUAUUUUUUUUUUUGUUUAUAAUUGUUUAUAGAAAAAAUAUUUAAAUCGUAUAAAAAUUCAUAUUUAUAAAUUAAAUUAAUUUACUACAAUUAUUAACAGAUAUUAUGUAUAAUCCUGAAGUUAGAAAAUAAUUAACAAUUUUCGGAUAUUUUUUUCAACAAAUCAAUGACAAAAAAAAAAAACUAAAAAUAUGCACUUGUAGAAAAUUUAAAAAACUAUGAGUGCAAUUUUUAAAAUGAUUUUUUUUUACAAUUUGUCGUUUAAAAAAAUCCAAAAAUUAUUAGACGUCGGUUAACUUCGGUACCAUUAUUAUAUUUAUUAAAUCACAAUAUUAUUAUU